GUCCGCCCCUGUGUCGAAUCAGGCGAUAGGGAAGUAAAAAUGCAUCUUUAGACGUUACUCAUUGGAUAGCUACCAUGGCAGCCACGAAAGCCUCUAAAGAACAGAAAUACGACAGGCAGCUCAGGUAGAUUAAUUUUUUUUAAAGGUUUCUCAAGCGCCAGUAUUUCUCUAUCAUACUGUUUUAUUUAUUUGAACCAGGGAUAAACACAGAAGAGGCAGACGUACUGGAGUUAGCUAGCCUUAGCUUGUUGUGUUAUGAUAGCAUCGUCUUUAGCAUUAGCUGCAAUAGGAUGGGUUUGUGUUUUUGUCUGUUUGAUUCAUGCGUGUCCAUCAACAUAAGGUUACCCUGUGGCUGCUUUUAACGUGAUUAAAUCAUCACAGUCGGUUUUUUUUAUGUUAAAAUCAGUGUGUUUGCAAAUGUCAAAUCACCAGCUACACAAGUCAUUCCUCCUCUGCUUUGAAUGGAUAAACUUUGUAAUUAGAUGGCAGCACAUGUUCGUGUAAUGUUGUGCUUUUUUCAGGCUGUGGGGAGACCAUGGUCAAGAAGCUCUGGAGAAUGCACAUGUCUGUCUCAUCAAUGCCACUGCAACUGGAACAGAGAUCCUGAAGAACCUGGUGCUUCCAGGUGAUCAGCUGUUAUUGAGUGAUGGUGUUUCAGCUACUAAACCAACAGGCAGUGUUGUGACUGAAUGCUUCUCUAUUUUCAGGGAUUGGAGCAUUCACCAUAGUAGAUGGCCAUGUAGUUUCUGGAGAAGAUGUUGGAAACAAGUAAGUUAACUUUCUUUUAAUGUUUGUGUAAGCUUAAAACAGUUUCAGUGCAUCUCAAAGAAAAACCUGCAAAAUUGCAAAAAGCUCAAAAUGCUCUAAGUGCACAUAUGUCACAGAAAUGCACAGAAAGCUCUCAUGGCUUCCUGUUGGUAAUAGAUCACAUUCUCGUACUAUCACUGUUUACCGUACUGUUUUAAUGGACAAGAGACCACUGCAUAUAUAUGACCAAGUUAAAUACACACAAAAUGAACCAACCAGAAACUAAACAUUGUGUUUGCUGGUAGUCUGUUGGCAUCUACAGUAGCACCAAUGCUUUUUACUUUCGCGUUGACUAGGCUCCAUUUGUAAUUAUCUGAAGUAUUUAUCUGCAUUAUAUCCGAAUUUAAUUGGAACAAUACGAGCGAGCAGGAGCGUCUGUUUGUGGGCGAGGCUUCCUGGAGCAGAGAAGGAGGGGAGAGGAGGAGCUGAGGGGAAAACUGGUUGGGAAGGGUAGAGUUUACAUUCAAGAUUUCUCCUCAAGCACUGGCGCUUCCUCAGAUUCUGCCUACCCCACCUAUGAAUCUACCUUUACCUAUUGAGCUAUUACAGGAUGGAACUCAAUACCUAAUUACAUAAAAAAAUUCAAGCACAAAAUUGGUUUUCAAGAAAAACCUAAAACAACACUUGAUGAGAUUAAUCCUGUACUAAUAUAUUGUAUAUGAUCCUGUCUUCUAUCAAAUUGAUUCCUUCUGUUAAUUCCUUAUAAAACCCUUUUUCCCCCCUAUUUUUAUUUAGUUGUUUGGUAAAUGAGUGAUUGUAUAAUCAUGAAUGAAUGUUUAUGUAAUGUUUUAUUUUCUGUUGGACCCCAGGAAGACUAGCGUUGUCUCAACAAAAGCUAAUGGGGAUCCUAAUAAACAAUAAACAAUAGUAUGUUCACAUCUUAUCUUCUCUUGCAGCUUUUUCCUUAGCAACAACAGCAUUGGAAAGGUAAGGUGUGCUGAUUUAUAUUAAUGUUAUGCAUGUAGUAUUUACCUGUAUGCACACAGACACACAAUAUGUUUCCCUACAUGUGCCUUUCAUCUGUGUUCUUUUUUUUUCCGUCUUUUUUAAUAACUUUUGUAAGCGUAAAAUAAAUAAAAAUGUAUUCCUAGUCAUAGUCGUGCUGACCUGAACUGUGUGUUGCAGAACAGAGCGCAGGCUGCAACCGAGCUGCUUCAAGAGCUCAACAGCGAUGUCUCUGGAAAUUUUGUCGAAGAGGUCAGUAAAGUUCAAAUUUGCCACAUUGACACACACAACAGAGCUUCAGGAAGAAGUUCAUAUCAGAAACCUUUGACAUCGCUUAGGCAUUACACACUUUACACAAAACUUAAUGGGAAAAAGAGGCAACAUACGCUAUGGCCAUGCUAAUUUAUCAAUCAAUAUUAUGGCUUAUGUCAGAUUUUCUCUUGUAUUUUCUGUAGAGUCCAGACAAACUCCUGGACAAUGAUCCAGAGUUCUUCCACAGGUUUACUAUCGUCAUUGGUGUCCAGUUGCCAGAAAGGUAUGAGAUUUACUAAAAUAAAAUUUAUUUCCAUCAAUUAUUGCAGUAAAUAAGUGGUCCUGAGCGGAAUAUUGUAUUUUCAUACCAUUUAACUUUUCUCUGAAACUCAACAGCACAUGUUUGAGGUUAGGCUCGGUUCUGUGGAGUGCCUCUGUACCCUUUCUAGUCUGUAAAACUUAUGGUCUGAUCGGCUACAUGAGGCUGGCGAUUCAGGAACACACAGGUCAGUUCCUCUCAUUGACCUUUACUUCCAAUUGAAUUAGUUUUGAAACGCGUAUACAGAUUUAACAACUUUUAAGUUGAACUUCAUGUUGGUAUUGCAUGUGUCAUAAAGAUUCCUCUACAAAAGUAUUUCUUUGAGAUUGUUUUAACAUUUGAACUCUUCAGUGAUUGAAUCUCAUCCUGACAAUGCCUUGGAGGACCUGAGGUUAGACCAGCCUUUUGCAGAGUUCAAGAAUCAUGUUAAGACCUAUGACCUUGGUAGCAUGGAUAAAAAGGUGUGUACUUUGAUGGUAGCAAAUUGAUCUGCGCACACUUUUUAUGCUUAAGCUGCAUAAAUUUCCCAUAUCUGAUUGAAGCACUUUUCUUUCUUCAAUCUGUAGGAUCACAGUCACACACCCUGGAUUAUUGUUGUUGCUAAAUACCUGGAGAAGUGGCUCAGUGAGGUAAAUCAUAUUCUUGGUAUCACACCAUUGCCAAGGGUUCUGUCAAUGUGUUCAUGAAUGUUACUGUACAGUCAAAUUUUACUCUCCAUUGUUGUCUUAGCACAACAGCCAGCCGCCGAAAAAUUACAAAGAGAAAGAGGCCUUCAGACAGCUCAUACGGGAAGGUUUGUGUUGACCUCUUGAUUGCUUUUGCUCACUAGUUUUGCAACCUAAACCUCAAACUUAGCUGUGAGUAAUUCUUGUCUUUCCUCAGGGAUUUUGAGGAAUGAAAACGGCGUCCCAGAAGAUGAAGAAAACUUUGAGGAGGCUGUUAAGAAUGUCAAUACUGCUUUAAAUCCAACCAAGGUGCCAGACAUCAAAGAGUCUAAAUGAGAUUAGAUUUUUUUUUUUCGUGAGGUUAUCAUUCAAAGUGUUUAGAUUUGUCAGACCUAUUUUAAUAUCUUCUAUUUCUGCAGGUUCCCAGUGCUGUUGAAGACCUCUUCAACAGUGAGGAGUGCAACAACAUUACAUCACAGGUUAGGCAUUUUUUAAGACAAUUAAAGAGAAAUCAUCAUAUGAUUUUAUUUCAUAUGAUAGUUUGAUGUCAGUUAUUAUUGUGUUUGUUUUUAACUCAUUACUUUAAACUUUAAGAUGUUUUCUGUUUUUGUUUGUUUACCAGACUCCACCCUUCUGGGUGAUGCUACGAGCUGUCAAGGAGUUUGUUCUCAGUGAAGGCCACGGGAGUCUACCUGUACGAGGGACCAUUCCAGAUAUGAUUGCAGACUCUCAGAAGUUCAUCAACCUUCAAAAUGUGUAAGUAUCACAAUUAAAGGUACAAAGAAACUUGUUUAUGUAAGCCAUUCCAUCCACUUCUAUACCUUUUCUGCUAACAGUGUAUGUUAAAGUGUUGGUUUGUGUGUAUCUUUGUGCCCUAUUUCAGUUAUAGAGAGAAGGCCAUGCAGGAUGCAGCAGCUGUUUCGAAGCAUGUAGAAUCUCUUUUGCAGUCGGUUGGAAAGGUAUGAUUGAAAGCCUUCACCUCUUGCAUUAGCUUGAAAUAUCCCAGCUUGCACCAAUGUGCCAUCAUAGCUAAUGUGGCAUACAGAGCUGUCACAAUACUAGAAUUUUUAAUUUUGAUACAGUACUUGUAAAAAGCAAGUGAUAUGAAACCUCCUUCAGUAUAAUAGCAAAAAAGAGAACUCCCAACCCAAAAUAGAUAUUCAUAACAUUAUUAUUGAAUUUCUAAUUUGCACUCAGUGCCGGUACAGAAGAAGUCAUUGAGCUCAAAAUUUGACAAACUGUUAAUAGUAAUGAAUCUAAAAGAAGUGUGUGGUUGUGUGUGUAUCUGCAGAGCUGAAACUCAGAGAUCAGGUGAAAUCUUAGUCUCUCUCCUCUGCUCUCAUUACUUCAUCUCUAUGUCAAUCAACCACUGCUGCUCACUCUUCUCUUUACACUCUCUUGAUUGCAGAUGUGGUUAUCUAAUAAAUCAGUGCCAUUAAGCAUUAACACUACAGACAUUGUGUUAUUUCAAAGCAUAUGAUGUGGAAAAUUAUCUUUGACCACUAUUCUGCAUUUGAAGUAAAGUAUGUAAGUUGCAAACUGAAAUUGCGAUGUAUGAUCUCAUAAGUUGACUUUUUCAUAUUUUGCUAUCAAUCAACGAAAAAAAGUUAACUUCAGUUUUACUAACCUUUGACUCUCUACUAGCCCCCAGAGAGCAUCUCCGAAAAGGACAUCAAACUCUUCUGUAAGUAACUCAUUCUUUAUCCACAUCCCAUACUCUCACAUUCUCAUAACCAGUGUAUUUACUCCAAGUAAACUCCAACUCAAUUUUUCUUCUUGAUAAAUAUUAAUUUCUUACAUUGUGCAAAUGUGGAGGUUUCACUUCUUUCAAUGAAUUUUAAAUAAGUUAAGAAAUCACUUUAUAUACCUCUGCUUCAAUAGAGGGCAACUUUGAUUAACACAGAUCAUAAAAUGGGAUCUGAUUAUCAGGGAAUAUUAAAAACAUGUACGUGUGAAAUGAUCAUGAGGACUUACAUGUGUGUUAAAACCUGGUUUUAAUGCACAAAUACAGACUAUUGAAAUGCAUGAUUGAUAACUUGACCAGAUGAAAUGUGUUACCUCUUCAGCAUCGUUUGAAAGCAUCAUGUCUGUCAUGCAUAUUGUCAGACUUCAGCGUUGUUAUUUCUGUUGGAUUAGCAGCUGUGUGGAUUCACAUUGAUUUCACUGAGUGUUCCCUCUGGACAGGACUCAGCGGGAGAGCAAGUGUAGUACAUUAUGGUCCAAUGGUGAUUCUAUGAUUGGUUCCUGAACUGUACUUUUGUUCUGCUCCAGGUAAAAAUUCCUCUUUUCUGAGGGUGGUGCGUUGCAGAUCUCUGGCUGAAGAAUACAGUGUGGAUUCAGUGAAUAAAGAUGAAAUAGGUAAGCAUGAGAGGAAUUUUCUUUCUGAUAUAUCUGUUAAGUGUUUUACAGUGUCUUUCCUUGUUGAGAGAUAACUUGUACACAAGUUUUCUGCUGGUAUUAUUAACAUACAAGUCAUUACUUUGGUAUUGUGUCCUCAGCCUCAUGCAUGGACAAUCCGGAUAGUGAAAUGGUCUUCUACCUCAUGCUUCGGGCUGUUGAUCGUUUCUACCAGCAGCACUCGCGCUACCCAGGUGUGUCAAAGGUUUUAUCGACUCAUCUAUUAAAUAACAAAAGUAAAUUCACAGACAAAAUGUUGGUAAAUUGAAGAUUUUUGUAGACAGUGGAGGUUUUUUAAAAUGGUGUAAAAAAAAUCAACAAACUGUAGUCUAAGAGUUUAACCGCUGUAUGUCUUUUUCUGCACUAAGGACAGUCUGAUUUACUUUGAAUGAUCCUUUUUACUAUUUCUUCUCCCUUUGGCAUGUAAGUUUUUAUUUUUUAAUAUCUUCAUUUUUCCAUCCUAACUCCAUGUUUUGUGUCUCCAGGAGUCUAUAACUACCAGGUAGAAGAGGACAUAAGCAAACUAAAGCUCUGUGUGAACAGCUUACUACAAGAGUACAGUCUUAAUGUCAACAUCAAAGAUGACUACAUCCAUGAGUUGUAAGUUCUCCUCACUGCUGGAUUUACUGAUUGUAGUUAAAGAAUUUUAAAACCAGAAAUUAACUUUUUCACCAUGUAUCUCCAACCUGAAGCUGUCGGUACGGAGCAGCAGAGCCUCACACAGUUGCUGCAUUUAUGGGAGGUAAUGUUGUCCAGUUCUUCAAGUUAGAUUUUUGCCAUUAACACACAGCAUUUCACAACCAAUCAGUGCUAACAAGUCCCUAUUUUUGUUUUAGGGUCAGCUGCUCAAGAAGCCAUCAAAAUCAUCAGCCACCAGUUUGUGCCAUUCAGCAAUACUUUCAUUUAUAACGCCAUGUCACAGACAUCUGCAACCUUACAGCUGUAAAUACAGGUAUUGUUCCUGAGUUAGUUUUAAGCGUUAUCAAAGGAAAUGCAGUAAGAUCAAAACCGGGAUUUAGACAUUUGAACUAUUCUGAAACAUGAACUGCACAUUGGUGUUUAGAAAGAAGGACGUACUGCGUUUUAUCUCACUGGAACUGGAUGUUGUGUAAAAGAGACAUCAGGACUGCACCUACAGAUCACUUUUGUAUUUUCUCCUUGAGGCUUUUACUCUCAAUCAACCCUAAAACAAGCUGACUCUAAACCUUAAUGUUGUAUUUUCAUCUUGUAAACUCCACAUCUAUGGUUGAUAUAUUACAGCCUAGCAGCACUUUGUAUACUUAAGUCAAAACUGACACGGUGUUUGGUUUGGAAAAGGUGGAAGAUUUUGGAGGAUAAAUGGGAAAGAAACUGUAUGUGGUGUUGAAUUGUUCAUUUAUUGCUAUAAAAAUAUACAAAACUA
Molecule: messenger RNA, 6787 nt
Organism: Xyrichtys novacula (pearly razorfish)
Lineage: Eukaryota; Metazoa; Chordata; Actinopteri; Labriformes; Labridae
Source: the annotation of a GenBank genome assembly